Messenger RNA from Corylus avellana, 733 nucleotides. RefSeq lists its product as uncharacterized. Lineage: Eukaryota; Viridiplantae; Streptophyta; Magnoliopsida; Fagales; Betulaceae. The record is from RefSeq and is a predicted model, not a curated record.
UUGGAACUUGGAAGCCAAGACGAGCCCCAAAAUCCAAUCUAAUCGUCUUCUCCAAGCAUAUUCUCUCUUCAACAAGAAACCCUGUAAAACCCUUAUAUGCAGAUCCUGUGAAUAUUUACAAAUAGAUAGAGAUAUCGCACUCUUUUCUGUGCGUCUUUCUCUUCGGCUCGGAUCCAGAAGCACAACCAAAUGGCGUUGACGAAUUUCAUACUCACGGUGGCCGGUGUUAGCGCCGUGAUUCUGCUGCUAAGGAGCGACGUCAAGCAAUCGGCGGCGGUCUUCAGGCGCAACGUCAAGCAAAUCCGCCACUGGCUUGAAGAAGAAUCGGCCUCUGCCUCCAAGGCAGCAGGGAAGGCUACUCCCAAGGAACUUGAAUCAAAGGUUCCUCCAAAAGACAUUCCCAAGGAGGACAAGCACUGAAGUGUCUUUGUAGGUAGCCUGAUGUCGUCUACAAGAGUUACCUAUUUGUUUCUUUUUCCUUUAGUUUUUUCCUUAAAAUAUUUGAUGGUUUAUUUAGAACAAGUCUUGGUGAAACGUAUUUCUGCACCUUUUUUUUUUUUUUUUGUAAAUUUUGUUCUAGCCUAGUGUAUUUACAAAGAGAAAGGCGUCUUGUUUUACAAAGCAAGUUCUAUUUCUCCCUUGAUAACAUUGACCUGUAAUAGGGUUAUAAUUGAGUAGUGAGUGUUAGCUCACUCCUCAAACGAGUUUAACAAGACGAGUUGAGUUUAUACCA